GACAACAACAAAUCGUUCGCUACGUACAUGACCGUCACCACUUCUAACCAUCACAAACUGUCUCACUCUCGAAAUACCGACGACCGAUUCCAAGCCUUGGAUCGCGCCUUGGCAAGGAGAUAUGUCCUGCGUCUACUCCAAGAACGAAGAUUGCGUAGCAUGCAAGAGCAAUCUCAGGGCGAUGUAUUAUUUAGACCAAGAGUGGAAAUAUGUGAUAACCCCUCUUCGUCACGUAUCACGGCUACGCUUGAACUUCCUGGCAUGAAAGCAGACGAUGUGCGGGUCACACUCGAACGCGAUAACCUUCUCGCUAUAUCAGGCGAACGCGUAUCGAAAGCACUUUCUGACCAGUCCGCGUCUGUUAGUUUUCCUGUCAGGGAGAUCAAGUAUGGAAAGUUUCUUCGUACACUGGAUGUUCCAUCCGGUACAAUGAUGAGUACCAUAUCAGCGGCAAUGAGCGAUGGCAUGCUUCUUAUAUCUUGGCCUCGUUCUCCUCCGGGCGCAACAACACGUUCUCCGCAGUGAUCUUUAGGCCACGCUGUGGCAUCAUGUUCUACCAUAUCCGUUCUUCUGGACUACACUCCCAACUCCUACAUUAUGAUUUGUAUGCUAUGCUCAAUCUAUAAUUCUAGAUGGUUUUCUGAUUUAUACACGGUAUAGGGGUUAAUUGUUACCAUAGAUAUCUUCUACUCAUCAGCUUCUUGCUGCAGUUUUGAUAGCCGUCCUAUCAUAUUUGUUUUACUUGUAGCAUACACGCGUACCUAGAGUCAUCGUUCCUGUGUUGUGCCAUAACACUGGAUAGAGGCUUUCUGUGCUUAUCUGUGGCGGAGGCAGAUUCGCACUAACAAUAUGUAUCACUAUCAGUACAAUGUCUGGCUUCUUCCAAUUCGAGAGAACAAUGCAAAUAUAUGGGACGAGUCACUACACUGCUUAAUUUCACAAGACU
This is a messenger RNA of Suillus discolor, 946 nucleotides long. Its product is annotated as HSP20-like chaperone. Gene Ontology annotation, biological process: response to heat; protein folding; response to hydrogen peroxide. Bases 28 to 525 code for a protein of 165 amino acids. Lineage: Eukaryota; Fungi; Basidiomycota; Agaricomycetes; Boletales; Suillaceae. The transcript has 3 exons. The record is from RefSeq and is a predicted model, not a curated record.